Molecule: messenger RNA, 9280 nt
Organism: Hypanus sabinus (Atlantic stingray)
Lineage: Eukaryota; Metazoa; Chordata; Chondrichthyes; Myliobatiformes; Dasyatidae
Gene: jcada
Product: junctional cadherin 5 associated a
Exons: 5
Coding region: 625-4992 (1455 amino acids)
Biological process (GO): positive regulation of blood vessel endothelial cell proliferation involved in sprouting angiogenesis
Cellular component (GO): ruffle membrane; adherens junction
Source: RefSeq, a predicted model, not a curated record
CCUGUUGAGACACAGCUGGACUCCUCAGCUUAGUGAACUCCUGUUCACCUUACCCUGAAUUAGGCAAACACUACAAUUCCCCCAAAGAUAAGUGCAGAAGCUUUAAUUUGCACAGAUCCACAAGGUGCUCAUCAGCUUGUGGUUUGUCCAGAAAAUCCCUGCUUUCUUUCAAGCAGAACGAAGAUCAAUGUCUUUACAAAUCUGCCAGCCUCCAUCGUGGUGGGCUGGAUCUUGCUGGCGUGUGAUGGCGAAUCCAAACGGAACCGAAGCUGCUCAGCAAUUUAAGCAGCUGGAAGUCCCAGGCUCUGGUCUGUGAUACAUGGAAAUUGCAUUGGGGAAGUAAUUGUCAGGGCCUUCAGCUGGUUAGACCCUGGCCCAGGAGCCCUGUCCCAUCAAGUUCAGUGCGGUUUUCACACUUCAUGAUUGGAAGCAAAAGAGUAGAUUUGUUUAAAGAUUAUACAACUCAAGAAUGUAGAAAGGAGAAUUUGAGUUUUUGCUCAACGUUGGAAAUUCUACCAAACUAUACUCCAUGGAUUAGAGUGCAGCCAAACAUGCAGUCAGUGAUGGCUUCUGCUGCAAAGCGGUGCGUCGGUGCUACCUGCUGUGACUGAAGCCUUUGGCAACAUGUUCAGCGUGGAGGACCUCCUGAUCUCUCAUGGCUAUCAACCCUCGAAGAGAAAUGCAGGGGACAAGCCCCCGUCUUCCUCCUCCUCCGACAGUCUCGAACCCGGAGGCCACUCGGAAGUCAGGCGCAAGCCCGGGUGCGAAGGGGAGAGAGGCGGCGGCGACAGCGGGAGUGGGCAGCCCCGGGUGGAGGACGAUCUGAGUGACGGCGAGGGCAGGCCGGUCGGCGGCGGCUGCUGUCCUCAGGUGCACCGUCUGCUCCCGCCGCCGGCCGACGGGAGCCGGUUAAACAGUGGUCCUUCAUUACCCUGUUCAUCGAGGCCCAACUCGGGUAAAGAUGUCACCUACUGGAAAAGAAGAGGACAAGACUUCAGUGUUUUACUAAAUUAUACAAAUCGAGGAGGCUCAGAAGGAAGUAACAUGAUGAAAACUCAAACUAUUCUGAAAACCGAAAAACAAGAGAGAGGAUCACAAGAUCAACUGAUGAAGAACAAGCAGCAGGUGACAGAAGCAAGUAGACCAGAUCAGCAAAAGAGUUGGAUAGCAGAAGGUCAGAGUAUAGUUGAGAGAGAGGUGUGCGAAGGCAAGUGGAGAGCGCCAAUGGAUCGGAAGUGUCAAAGCUUGGGGACCAAGGAAUGGAAGUCAACUUUAGGAAGACAUUUGUCUGACAGUGAUGGAAACGGGCUGAGACAAAAUAUGUUGCCCAAGAUGGUUAGUGAUGAAGUAUUUCAAAGAGAAGGAAUGGGAUAUGUUAAAAAAGGGAAGUCUCAGUCAUUGCCUCGGGUCAUUCCAGACAGCAAUGGCAAGGAAUUUCAGACAGGGCUCCAUUACAUAACAGCGUCUGGCUUUAAUAGAAGCAGGCAGGAAAAUCUGUGUUCAAACAAUUUUCAUGUGUUGCAAAACAGCAGUUCUUACUGUAAUCCUCAAACAAGUACAAAAUGGAGGGAAACCGCCAGGCAGAGUACUCCGUUUACUCAACUGCCCAAAGCAAAGUUCAACAGACCACUGAAACCUCCCUCUUAUGAACUAUAUCAGCAAAUUAGGAGAAGUUCAGAAAUGAUCCCUAGUCUCCUUGUGCCUGAAGCAAAUGAAGGGCAAGGUGUGUAUUUUGCCAAGGACACUGAAGUAGGUGCUGACCAUAAUAAUUGUCCCCAAGUUCUUGCUAGUAGCAACUUGGAGCCUCCUGUCUAUGUGCCUCCCCCAUCCUAUAAAACGCCACCUCAUCAAAAAGUUGGUCAGAUAGGUUUUGAUAAAGUGCCUAGUUGUGACAACAAUACAUAUCAACUCUCUCAGUCAGUAAGGACUCAUACAGAUCAGGCUCACUGGUGCUCAAAAAAUGAGGAGAGCAAUCAGACUGAUGAAAGACAAGCUUAUGUUGAUCAUGGUGCAAAGCAGCAUUUGCUACAGGACAAGAAUAUGAAUGAUGAAAUAGGUAACGGUGUCCCUCAUCCUCGGGAAAGCCACAACACAUCGCAUAAUGGAUACGCCGAUGAUCAAAAGGCUUUUGUCAAGUACAUACCAUUUACUGAUCCUCGGAUUAGGCAUAUUACAGUAGUGCAAUCUGACAAGCAGCCUGAAGAAAUGGAUUAUAAGCAAGUACAAUGGAAUGCAACAGACCAAAUUACAGAUAGAAAUAAGAUGCUUGGGUCACCACACCGUCAUAGUGCCUUCUCUGUUCCAUCAGGGUCACUUUACUCUAUUCAGGCAGGCCUGAAGCCAAUAACUGAUCCUUCGGCUGCUAACAAAUGGUUGGUGGCAUGUAAGCCAGAGAGUGAGAACAGAACAAAGUUGGACCAUUGUUACAAACCAUUUGUAGUUGGCCAGUGCGAACCCUCUUCAAGGAUUAUUUCAACCACAAACCAUCCGGCACACUUUCCACAAUCAAGUACCAAAUCUGAAGGAAAACUGCAAGCAAACCAAUGUUCUACUGAAACAGUGACCCAGGUAAAGAAAUGGGAGCCAGAUUCUCAGUGUUUUGACGUGCAAGGAAAGAAACAGCCAAAAAGAAGAAUGACAGAAACAAUAUUUUGCCUCGUGUCCGUUCCACUCAGUAAUUCCGAAGGAGGGUCAAAUGAAAAUGCCCUUAAUAGUGACAUAGGAAAUGGAAAUGUUGAAAAGUCCAUGAGUGAUAGCACUGGAAAUUUAACUGAACAAAGUUUUUUGAGCAUGUCCUCUUCUGACUUGGAGUUACAAGCAUUGACUGGAAACAUGAUGUCAGAAAAUGGGCUGAAGAAACUGGAGCCCUGGACUGAAGUCAGCAAUAAACGCGCAGUCGGCUAUAACUUUAACCAGCACAGAGUGUUGCGAGCCUCUGGCUCUUGGCCAGGUGACCAGUACAAAGAUCAGGAAACACAAACAAGUUUCAGUAAAGGCCCUCGCUCUACUCAAUCAUUCACCAGUGCCAUAAAAAAUGUUGCCAAGGGCAACCAGAGCCACUCAGAAUCUGAAACUCUUUUAUUAGAGCAGGGGGAUAAAGUAAGUACAGGUGCUGCUGCCAUCUCUGACCAGAAACAGAAGCUCAGUAACCAUCCAAUACAUGGUCUGACAAGCUUGCAUCCAUCCAAAAAUAGUGCUUUCUCAAGGACAACACCUACACAAUAUCAGGUAAUUAAACCACACAAAAAUCAGCUGGAAGGAGCCUCAAAAAGCCCCUUUGAGAAAGGCAGAGAUGUAAGUUCAGAAGAGCAGGUGGAAGAGAACCGAACCUGUCCACAGACGUCAUCCAACAAUGGCAAAGCACCUGUGGGCUUCGGGCAGUUUCUCCUGAAGCCUGUAAACAGGCGUCCUUGGGACGCAAUCAGCGAGCUGGAAAAUUUCAACAAAGAGAUUCAGGAACAGGAGGAGAACAAUCAGGCACCACAAAAGGAGAGUGAGCUUUCAACGCCCCAGUCGUUAAGUUCAGACAUCGCCUUUCCAAGCACUCAAAUGCCUUCCUGUGACAACUCUGAGCUGUUUGUGCCUGAAAAACUAUUGGCCAAUAGAAAUACUUCCAAAGAAAACUUGGACUGUGGAAUUAAUAAACACUCCCCAGGUUAUCCCAAUAUUACCCUUGAGGUACAGAAACCAUUUCGAGUAUCUGCCGACAACAACAAGCUGAGCAGCCAGCUGAGUAAUCCCCUCCAUAAACCAAUCAGCAAAACAACAGCAAAUACUAAAAGCAGCACAGUAUUAAAUGUAUUUUCAGCAAAAAAUGCGCAGUUCACUAAAUUAAACAAUGAAAAGAAUGUAGAGGACUCCAGUUGCAAAAGUCAACGCAUAAACAUCAAUGGCGUUAGUAAGCCCAUCUAUCAACUGAGUGAAAGAAAGGCAGGCGAGAUAAUUGAAAAUUCAUUAGUCAGCAAUAAGGCUGCAGGUAAAAGAAAUGUGCCAGCUCCAGAAAGUGAAUGUAAUGGCAUUACUAGAAAGAUGUUCUCUCAAUUUAACAGCGAUGAGAUUUAUUCAGAAACUGAUCUUAGCUCUUUAAAUUCUUGCAAAAGCCCAAAACCACUCACUGACAACCUGGACGACCUCUUUGAGCGGAAAACAGUGAAAGGAAUUUCCAAAAGUGAAUCAUUUGAAGAAAGAGCUGCCAGGAUUUUAGGUAUUGACGUGGCAGUGGAAGCCUUGAUUUCCCCAACAAAGAAAGCUCAACAUGAAGAUGGAGAAAAUGAGGCAAAGUCUUCCUCUGAAGAGGAGCUGGACAGUACCUGCAGUCAUAUGGCAAACAGUAAAUGUACUUCAGGAGAAGUACUGGUGCACGGAGUGGGAAAAGGCUUGGAAUCUGGCAAACAAUUGGAAUGGAAAGGCAGCCCAGUCUAUGGAGCGUGGUUACCAAAUGGAAAUAAUGUGCUCCAGAAUAAAUUUUCAAAGCAUGUUACUGAAAGUAACAAAGAACUACAGUUGGGGAAAAGGGCCAUCAUCAAUGAAAUUUUUCAUGAACCUUUCCAAGAGUUUUAUAACUGGGCUGACAAAAAUUGCUUCUUUGGCACCGAAAGCAAAGCCGUUUCUCUAACGGGUCCGGAGAGGAAAGGUCGAAACACGACAGGAAUAAUCGAAGCCUUGCAAGGUAAACUUGCGGCGUCUCCCAGCCGCACAGCUCUGGAUCGCUUGGCCCGUAUGAAAGAAGUGGACUCGGUUUCCCGCAUUAGACGCCUCAGCAUCAAAAGUGCAGACUCUGGCGAUGAGCUUGAGGAGGAUAAAUGUGGCACAGAGCGAAGAGAUAAGGAAGGGCCUUGUGCACCAGUUCGAAAGGAAGACACACAUGCAACAAAGGAAAGAAUUGUAUUGCUAGAUCAGGAUUUUGAAUCUUUUGUGACUUCAGUCACAGCUGAUGCUGAGAGCAAAGAGGCUAGAGAUGCAUAUGAUCCCAGCAAGGUUGAGACCGUGUGAAAAAGGAGCGGGCAAGAGCAAGGAGCUGUCAGGACAACAUUGUGGAUUUUACACUGUGUCAUUCACAAGUCUGCCUUUCAUCAAAUGCAAACAUCUGGAACACCUUCCACUACUAUGUUUAUAUUAACAAAUACAUUGAUAAAAUGCUGUGUCACUGCCAGGAAGAAAUUGACUGUAAACUUUCUCUUCAAUAUCACAACCCAGCACAUAGACACACAGUAUAAAUCCACCGAUAACUUGGCACAUGACCCACCUGCUCUGAGUCCAGCAGGCAGAUGCAGGAGGUGACGAGAGGCCACGUUGGUUCAGUAAGAGGUGACCUACUGAAGUUGUAGUUGAGGCAGAAUGAAGGCUCCCAAAUGUGUGAUGCCUGAUCUGGAAAUGCUAACACUGGACACCUGAAACGAAGGAAGAAGCUUCCCACCAAUUACCUGAAGAGCACAAGUUUUUUUUUAAAAAUCCAGUCUUCUAAUUUGAGGUUUCACGAACUGGACUUUAUAUCAAAAAUCAGCAAUAUUACACUCAAAGUAUUGUGUUGGAUUUGCUUUCUCUCUGGUAGAGGCACUUGAACGUGCACAAAUCUGCAUUUGGUUUUUUCUGAUUAUUUGAGAGAAAUGAACCUUUCCAUCUACUGGAACUCUGAACCUGGAUUUGUAAUAUUGGUCUAGUUAAGAAUGGACUUGUUAUUAAUGUGUUUAAGACAGUUCCAAGUUUCUGCAGAGCAUUAGAAGAUUAGACUUCAAGUACAUGCCUGGACAGCUGCAGGGAGUAUAAGGGCGAAAGGAGAGUGUGUAUGAAAGUUACAGGGAUUUGGGAUCUAUAAUUCAGAAAGCAUUCAGCAAUGUUAGGUCUACUAUCCUUUGGAUAACAGAGUUCAUUUGUUCAUCAUUUAUUUUCCAAAGCUAGGUAUGUUGCACUAGCCGCAGUUAUUCCUGGAUUCCAUGGUCCCACUAGUGGGGACAAGUUCUAACCCUGCACUCCACUGUGUCUGGGAUCCCUCUUGGAUGGUGGGAAUGAGGGAGGACACAGUGUCCCAGUAAUGGAAACUCAUGAAUGGCAGUUAGAAAUGAAACAGUUGGCACAAAGUUACAGCUGAGUUAAAGACAAAGGAAUACAGCACAUGGUGAGCGAUUACAGUUUGAAUUCAUUCAUACAGGGCAUUAAAGAUCAGUCACUUCCUGCAGCAACACUUGGCAAAGCUGUUCACAUAGCAUUCUUCAUAGCACUGUUCUGUCUGCAGUUGGGAAAUGACAAGUAGAUGGAACACCCUCCCCCAGUCUCACUCCAAUCUCCUGUCUUCGCUGCCAGUCCUAUGAGACUCCCGAUUUCCACUCACCGGAAAUUCAAAUGUCCAGCUCUCACCCAUUUUUCAUUCUCCAAUAUGCAGUUCACACUGGAACUCAUGGGCAUAGGUAGACACUGAUCAUUGCCUAUUAAUUAGUUCAGAAGGUUGGUGUGGACAAGCUGGCCAAAGGACACACUUCCAUCCCGUAUUCUCCAUGAUCUUCACUCUAACUGAAGGUCAGUUCUUAUCUUGCAGAAUUUGCAUUAGAGUUUUAGGCAUGCAAAUUAAUACCGGUCAUUAAUCAGGAAAUUAACUAGCAUAACAGAAAUUAUGUGCUCAUUUACAUUUUGUAAAGUAUAUACUCCUGCUCAAUGUUAAUUUAAAUAUUUCUGACCUGCAGUGAUUGUCUGCCUACUGGGAACUUUACAAUCGGUGCACCCAAAGUUUUGUAAGCACCAAUUGUUCGGUGCUGAUCUCAACAGUAAAUUUUACAGUGAUGGAUGAUUCGGUGCGAAUCUCACAUCAGCCGCUGCCAUCCAUCAUCAUUACACGGCUGAGAUUGGAUAUCCAGCCUUUUCAUUGCAGGAAAUAAUGAGCAAUACAGAACGUGGUAUUACUCAGAUCAUUCAACCCAAUCUUGAAGAUUGCUGAUCUUAAUAUAGCUGAGAAAUGCUAUAAAAUCACUUGACAACACCACCUUGCAAUUCUAUAGCACUUUUAACAUUCAUUGGGCUAUAUUGGCUUUAAACGUAAGGUGAAUAUAAUACACGAAGGACUUGCUAGUGCCUUUCUGAAUUACUAUACAUUAAUGAAGAAAUGGCCUCAAAGAUUUUGCUUUAUAUAAAAUGUGUAUAUUUAUUUUAAUGUAUACAGUAUUAUUAGAUUAGAACUAACAACAGGAUUAUUAAAUAUCUUGUAUUUUGAUUAUUGGGAAGAAUCAAAAGACACAGGCUAUUGAGUGUUAAGCAAUGUGAGUAUUUGAUGUCAUACUGAGUUUUCUUCCCUAUUCACGGAAAUGAUGUGGUAGAGGGCUCGGUAGGGGACCCUCUCCAUACCGACAAGAACUGUGAGCUAUGGAGCCUUUUCUUUUUAAGCUACAGAUUCAUCAGCCUCCCCUCACCCUCAGCGUAGUGAGAAACUGCCAAUGAAUGCCGGCCUUUCUUGCAAAGGUCACAUCCUAAGAAAGAACAAAAGUAAUGUUAAAUUCUAUACUGUCUACAUAAAAUCAGCCAAUGAUCCCUGUGUUUGCACGUAACUUACUCACCAGAGCGGAUUUUAUAAAAGCUGCCGGGGAGUGAGUGCAAAGGAAAUUGCCUUGUCCCUAUAUCAUGCCAAUGAACCAGAUCUUGUAAUCCUGUUUUUUUUAAUGGAAAAGCACAAAUAAAUAGUGUUUACAUUCUGACAGACCGCCACGAAGUAUACGUAUAUAAAAUCUUGAUAUUGGAUAUUUAUCAAUCAGUUAUCUGUAACGAAAGGGCACAAAGUCAUUUCCAUAGGAUCAACAUUACAGUAAUCUAAGCUUGUACCAGUCACAAAACGCAAUUAAUUCUAAUGCAGAUGCCUGCUUCCUCCAGACAACAUAUUUGUUAUUUUUCUGACAUUUAAAGAAAUAACACUUCUGAAAGAAACAAUUUAUGUUAUACGUUUAAUCUUUAAAUGUCAUGCCAGUCUGAAGUCAGCUUUCUGUCUGAGCAUAUGGCUCACAGGCACUCUAAAGUUAAUCAAAAUUGACAGCAAGGCAAGUAGGCUUACAGGUGACUUAAUAUAUAGAGAGUAAUUGUAUAGUUUAAUGCAUAUCUUUGUAUAUAGUAUGUAUAUUGGAAGCAUAUGAAGUGAUGGUCAAUAGAAGUUGAAUUAUAUCCAAUGACAAAAAGAUUUCCAAAAUAAAAGUUGAUAUAGAUUCCUUGUACUCUGAUUGGUUGUCUCAGGUCCCAGAUUCCAUUUCAGGGAAGUCACUUACACAGGAAUCCAGGAGUGAACCUAUAGAUGGAUCUAGAUCAUUAUUUAUUUACUAGAAAAACUUAUAAAGUGAUAGUAAUGGACCAGUUUCCUGUUCAUCAAAGGCCAGUGUAUUCACAGAUUAUAGUUUCGCCAUGCUGGUGUUAAUCCACUUUAGGAAGUGUUGCACUUAAUCGAACACACUUUAAACUUAUAUGAAUAUAUAUUCUCGUUAACUGAGAGCGUGUUAAUGCUCUCAAUUUAUCAUCUCAAAUUGUACCUCACACCACCACACUGAUAAUCUGGAGAUAAAUCAACCCUAUCGUAUAUAGCAAAAAAUGCUGUACAGGCGCACUUCAACUAUAAAGAGAUAAAAUAUGCAAUUGUGCCACAGAUUUUGUUUACUAUAAUUGGAAUGGACAAAUAUAAUCGUCUCUAUACUUUUCUAGGAUCCAAGUGACAAUACUGGGAAUGAAAUACUAGCUUGUGCAAAAAUCCAGAUUGUUAUACAAAAUGCCAAAUACAAUGUAGGAGCAAAACCGGAAAUGUAUGUUUCAUAGAAUAUUCCUCUUCUCUCCUCAAAUGAAAUUCAGCUAUACAUUAUCCGUGGCGUGGGUCUGAAAGAGGAGCUGGAUUAUUGUCAUUGCUUCCGGUGAUACUAUUUCCAUAGCAAGGAUUAGGUCUUCUUAUGAAUGCUUCAUGGAGAUGAUGUUGAUAUUAGUAGACAAGUGGCCUAAGGAAACUAAACUGCAGUAUUUGUGUUGAGUAGAAGAUGCAUAUAAGUGUCUCAGACAAACUCACAAGUGUCACAUAUCUUAGAAGCUUUUCCAUUAUUUUUUUGAAAAUAAAAGCAGUUAUUUUAUUUUUUAAACCAAGGUAUGUAUUUGUAUAGAAGCCAAGAUCUGUGGAGGAAAGCAAGAGGGGAUUUGCUUGUUUUCCCCCAAAAUCUGAGAUUAACUUCUAUUUAUCAGCUCAGUGUAAAUACUAAUUCACAGGCUACAAUGUAUCUUCACUGAUGUAUAUUAUUCUAGGUUAUCCCUAAAUAAAAUAUAUGCAUGAAACUUC